AUGGAAUUUGUGUCUGGAUACCGGGAUGAGUUCCUUGAUUUCGCUGCACUUCUCUUUGGCUGGUUCCGCAAGUUCGUGGCAGAGAAAGGGACCAUGGGGACCAGCCUUGAGGGCCGAUGGCGUCAACUGGAGGGUCAGAUAAGGAGGCUGCCCCAGGACCCUGCCCUCUGGGUGCUCCACGUCUUACCAAACCGUAGUGUGGGCAUCAGCUUGGGGCAAGGUACAGAGCCAGGUCCCGGGCCGGGCCUGGGGGCUUCCCGGCUCCUGGGAGAUGAGCCUCCGCUCCACCUGAGAGACCUGAGCCCGUAUGUCAGUUUUGUCAGCCUGGAGGAUGGGGAAGAAGGGGAGGAGGAAGAAGAUGAAGAAGAGGAUGGAAAAGGGAGCUCAGGCACAGAGAAGGCAGAACCACAGGAGGGUGGGGAGCCAGCCCCUUCCAGCAGGGAAUCCCCCCAAAAAGCAAAGCCACCAGCCAAGUCAGAGGUGACCCAGAAAGAAGCAAGCUGUGCUGAUGGCUGCCGGGAGGACAGAGGAGAGGCUGAGAAGGUUCCUGAAAAGAGGAAAGGACGGAAGAGUGAGGCUGCACCCCUGCACCUCUCUUGUCUUUUGCUGGUGACUGAUGAGCAUGGCACCAUCUUGGGCAUUGAUCUGCUAAUGGAUGGAACCCACGGACGUGUGGGCCAGAGCCCAGGGGCUGAGAAUCUGGCUCCUCGGGCCUAUGCUCUCCUUUGCCACAGCAUGGCCUGCCCUAUGGGCUCUGGGGACCCCCGAAAGCCCCGACAGCUUACUGUGGGAGACGCCCACCUGCAUCGAGACCUGGAGAGCCUUGUCCCAAGGCUGGGUGUGAAGUUAGCAAAGACCCCAAUGAGAACAUGGGGUCCUCGGCCAGGCUUUACUUUUGCCUCCCUUCGGGCUCGAACUUGCCAUGUUUGUCACAAGCACAGCUUCGAAGUGAAGUUGACACCCUGUCCCCAGUGCAGUGCUGUCUUAUACUGUGGAGAGGCUUGUCUCCAGGCUGAUUGGCGCCGAUGCCCAGAUGAUGUGAGCCACAGAUUUUGGUGCCCGAGACUUGCCGGUUUUAUGGAGCGAACAGGGGAACUGGCAAGUCUGCCUUUCACCUAUACUGCAGAGGUGACCAGUGAGACCUUUAACAAGGAGGCUUUCCUGGCCUCUCGAGGCCUUACUCGUGGCUAUUGGACCCAGCUCAGCAUGCUGAUUCCAGGGCCUGGCACCCCCAGGAGCCCUUGGGGCAGCACAUCAUCCCUCAGCCACCUUCUCAAUGGUGAUCCUUACCAGCUCCUGCAGGGAGACGGACCAGCCCUGAUGCCUCCGGUGCCUCUAGACCCACCCAAGAGCCUCUUGGGUUCAUGGCAGGAUUACUACACGUGGCGAGGCCUUAGCCUGGACUCCCCCAUGGCUGUGCUUCUUACCUACCCACUGACCGUGUACUAUGUCAUCACUCACCUGGUACCCCAGUCCUUUCCUGAGCUCAACAUUCAGAACAAGCAGUCGCUGAAGAUCCACGUGGUGGAGGCCGGGAAGGAAUUUGAUCUUGUCAUGGUGUUUUGGGAGCUCUUGGUGCUUCUCCCUCACGUGGCCCUGGAGCUACAGUUUGUGGGUGACAGCCUACCACCUGAGAGUGACCAGCAGCAUUUUACUAUGAAGAGGGAUGGCCCUGAGGUGUCUGUGCGUCCUAAUUCUGGGGCAUCUGCACGGCUCAACUCUGGGACUAAGGAGAAGGGAGGGCGGAGGGACCUGCAAAUCAGGGUGUCCACGCGGCCCUAUCACCUGCUCCAGGGACCCAAGCCUGACCUGGUUAUUGGUAAGAGCCUGGGGCUCAGGGGCUGGGAUUUGGGGAAAGUAAAAGAAGGACACUGUGGUCACCAUUGUCAUCCUCUCUCGUUAGGAUUUAACUCUGGCUUUGGUCUCAAGGACACAUGGCUAAGCUCUCUGCCUCGACUACAGUCUCUCCGAGUGCCAGCUUUCUUCACGGAGAGCAGUGAGUACAGCUGUGUGAUGGACGAUCAGACCAUGGCGGUGGCCACCGGAGGGGGGACCAGCUCUCCACAGCCCAACCCCUUCCGCUCCCCAUUCCGCCUCAGAGCUGCUGACAACUGCAUGCCCUGGUACUGCAAUGCCUUCAUCUUCCAUUUGAUCUACAAGCCUGCCCAAGGUGGCGCAGUCCGCUCGGCACCCGGCCCUGUCCCUAGACCCCCAACUCCUGCUGCUCCUCCUGUCCCCACUCGAAGGCGCCGGGGAGAAAAGAAAGCUGCUCGUGGGCCCCGCAGGCGCAGAUGA
Messenger RNA from Microtus ochrogaster (prairie vole), 2295 nucleotides. It is a transcript of the gene Zmynd15, whose product is annotated as zinc finger MYND-type containing 15. The transcript has 12 exons. Gene Ontology annotation, molecular function: histone deacetylase binding. Gene Ontology annotation, biological process: negative regulation of DNA-templated transcription. NCBI's taxonomy places the organism in Eukaryota, Metazoa, Chordata, Mammalia, Rodentia, Cricetidae. The coding region runs from base 1 to 2295 and encodes 764 amino acids. The record is from RefSeq and is a predicted model, not a curated record.